Messenger RNA from Leishmania mexicana MHOM/GT/2001/U1103, 7968 nucleotides. RefSeq lists its product as hypothetical. The record is from RefSeq and is a predicted model, not a curated record. Bases 1 to 7968 code for a protein of 2655 amino acids. NCBI's taxonomy places the organism in Eukaryota, Euglenozoa, Kinetoplastea, Trypanosomatida, Trypanosomatidae. The transcript has a single exon.
AUGGCGGGGCUGCAGUCAGAGAACAUCUCCAUCAACUCCACGCGGCUGCCGGAGCAGAGCACGUCAGAUAAGGAUAUCUGCGUGUUCUGCCUCCGCCGCGCCACCCCCUCCGCCUCCGACCCGCAUGCGCCGCUCUUCCCCUUCUUCUCUCUCGUCGACUGCCGCCACUACGCAUGCCAGCCGUGCGCGCUCGUCCACUGCGACAAUGCUGGCCGACGCAUCUUCUGCCCCAAGUGCCACUGCGUCUCUCGACUGGCGCAGUCGGGUCGGCGGCGCACGCGCAGCGCCGCAGCGGCCACCGACGCCGAUGUAGACCGCGUAUCCAUCGACGACGGCGUGUCGUCCACCCGGUCUCGCCGCACCCGCACUGGCACGACGCCACACCGCAGUGCUCUAAAGGGUAAGAGCGGGACCUUGAAGCGGCGCGCCAGCUCGGUUCAGUUUCCGGCCAAUCCAACGACAUCCAUCGUGCCUGGAGACGGCGUCAGCAUCGCGAGCAGCGCAGUGGCGGUCCCAUCAGAAGGCGACAGAGCCGGUGAGCAGCACGAUCAGCGCAGGGCGUCGUCGCCCUUAACCCAGGAGGCCGUUGACGCGCUCCCGCUCGACCCAGUGGAAGCACGGCGUCGACGGACUCGCGAGCAGCAGCAGCAGCAGCAGCUCCGCUCCGCUGAAGCCGCGGCUAAGGCAGAGAAGGCAGUAGGCCUGUACGCUAUCACAGCCGCGCCCCCGCCGAAGGUGGCGCCCCCUCCGCCAUCUGCCUCCGCCGCCUCGGGCACCGCCACCAACGAAGGCUUCAAGAAAGCAAAGGACCGCUCGCGCUCGCAGCCGGUGCCGAAGCUCCCAUACACAAUCCUGGAACCGAAGGAGGAGUACCCGGUGCCCCCUCCGCUGGUGCUGCACACGGUAGAGGAGGAAGAGACACAUGCCCCUGCCGCUACUGGCGACAAGGACCGGGACCCUAAACCAGUGCUACCCGCAGCAGCAGCCGCGGAUGCGGCCGCUGCAGCAACGGCCGAAGAGGAUGUGAAGGCAGAGAAGGGUGCAUCGGCCUUGGCGUCUGCUUCGAAGACGUCGGUGCCGCCGCGGCAGAGGGAGGAUGAAGUCAAGGUAGCCAUGGCGGCAUCUGCGGACAAGUCGCAGACAACUGGCGUGCUGCCGCCGCCCACCGACCCCGCCGAGGAGCUCGCGCGACCGCAUCAGCUACUGGACGACUGCGAGAACACCGAGGCUGAGGAGCGCGGCGUCGUUCGAGACCUCGAGGCGCACGAGCGGGCCGCCCUGAUGCAGCGGAUGGAGGAGGAGGACACGGCCAUUCGUGCGCGCCGAGGCCUGGUGCUGGAGUUUGAUUCAACACCCAUCCUGCCCCAGCAACAGCAGCCAACACUGCAGAACCAGCACCCGCAUCACGAUAACACCGGAUCCAUCUCCUUGGUCGACUUCUCCGACCAGGUCAGCGUCACCUCCGACGACGAGCUGUCGCAGCGGGCAUCUGGGCACAAGUCGGCCACCCGCAGUAACAGUACAAGUCGUCGGCGACGUCGCACCUCUGUCAACGGCGCCUCAGAGCUGCGACCACAGCCGCAUGAAAACAUGGCUGGCGAACUAGACGCGAGGGUAGAGAAGGGUGGUCAGGCGACCGCUGCCGGCACUCCUGGCGAUGCUCUCUCCAGUGCCGCGAAGUCCGUCGCAGGCUCGGGCUCGGCCGAGAACACGCUCUCGCCCAUAAACGCCGCCCGCCAAGGCCGGGUCUCGGCAGGCGAGCAGGUCGACGAUGGCGGCAAAGUCAUCGCGGCCAGAGCGGCGGAGGCGGAGGCGGAGGCGGAGGCGGAGGCCAAAGCCAAGGAAGAAGCCGAAGCCGCUCGUGCAGCGGCGGAGGCCGAAGCGCAUGCCGAAGUAAUUCGAACUGCGGAAGAGGCCAGGGCUCUCGCAGAAGGGCAGGAAAGGGCACGGCAGCGGCAGUUGCAACGUGAAGCAGCCGAAGAAGCAGCCGAGCAGAAGCGGCAACAGCAGCGACAGGAAGAGGAGGUGGUGCGCCAACGCCAGCAGCACGAGGAGCGGGCGGCUUUUGCUUGUCAGGCUCUGCAAGACCGCGAGGAACUUGCGCGAGAGGCGCUGGAGCAGUCUGAGGCGGCCGUGCGUGAACACUACGAACGCGGCGCUGAUGAGUGGCUAACAGCGGCGUUGCCGCAUGAGCUGGUGGCGCAGCGGCUGGUCCGUGCGGCAGCGGAGCACAGGCUCCAGCAGGAGCGGCAGCAGGCGCAGUUGGCCGCGGAAGAAGGCCUCAACCGAGACGAAGUGGAGGAGGCGGAGGCUAACGCGUGGUCUUGGCUGCUCUCCGGUGCCCGCGUUGACCGUGUGCUGGCGGCGACCGAGGAGGGCGACCGCGUGCAGCGAGAGUACGAAGAGCUGCGUUUGGAGCGGCUUCAGCUGCAGCUCCGUGAAGACACGGCAGAGCUUGUUCACGAAGAGGCGCACGGUCGAGCCUCAUUUAUCGAGUACGAGGCUGCAACGCGCAGUCUCCUGCGGAGCCACCACGCGGUGCAGCGGCAGGCGCUUGCGGAGGGCGAGCGGCAGCAGGAGGCCGAAUUUUUUAAAAAGGCGGCGGCGCGCCGAGAGGCAGCACUCCGCCAGCGCUUUCAGUGGGAACUCGAUGAGUUGGAUGUGGAGGAGGUCGGCGGCCGCGCGAUGCUGCGUGAGGUGGAGAGGGAGGAGCGGCGAACGGCGCACCUCAUGUUCCUGCAAGCACUGGCGUCGAUUCGGCGCAAGGAGGUGUUGGCGCAGCACGCGGCUGCCGUUGCAGACGAGCCUGGUGGCUCCUCUGUGUUGUCCGAGGCGCCAACGAUGAUUGCUGCACAGACGCACCGUCGAGUGCAGCAGCGGCAGACGGAUGCCGCUUUUCCGCUGAUGAUUGAAGAGGACGGAGACGGUGCCGACGCCGCCGCCGCUGAUAUGGCCGGAGCGGCGACGCCGCCGCAGCUCCGCACUCCGCUCAUUACGGCGAAGGAGCUGGCGGAGCUGCGCGCGCGCGAAGCUUCGUACGCCGCUGAGCUGCAGGUCGCCUUGGAACGCCUGCGGGAAGCUGAGCGGCGUGUUGCGGAGGAGGCGGCCAUCCGUGCGCAAGCGGAACAGGAGCGCCAAGCGGCGCACGCUGAGUCGCAGCGCCUCGUACGGGAAGCCGAGCAGCGGGCCGAGCAGCGCAUCCACGAAGCACGCGAUGCGGCAGAGCAGCUGCUGCAGGCGCAGCUUGCCGACUUGCGCGAUGAGGCGGUCCGCCGUGCUGAGCACGCGGCAGUCAUGCAGGCCCUCGCUGAGGAAGAGCAGCGAGCGGUCUUAGAGGCGAAGCUGCAGGCUGCGCAGCGUCAGUUGGACGAGGCGCAGCAGCGGGCACAGGAGGAGGUGCGUCGCGCGCGCGCAGACGCGGCGGAGAUGGCAGCCGCGGACGCCGCCCGUGCGGCCCGCGAAGCCCAGCGCCGCGACGAAGAGUGGCAAGAACGGUGCCGCGCGGAACACCUCCUGCGGCUAGCUGAGCAGGAGCGUGAAAAGGAGGAAGCGGUCCGUCGCCUUGCCGAAAUCGAGGCGCGCGCCGCAGAGGCGGUGCGACUGGCGCGCGAGGAAGCUGCACGGACCACAGCGGAGGCGCAGGAGCGGCUGGGGGAAAUGGAGCGGAGGCAGCAAGCGCGGGAGGCGGAGGUGCAGUCCGCGGCGCAGCGCGUGCGUAGUGCACGGGACAGCCUGCGUGCGUUCGACUCGAGCGCUCAAUCAUCGCGGUACGCGACCCCAUUCAGAGCGGUGGUACCAGGGCAGAGACGGCCAACAAGCAGCAGCAGCCAUAGGGCGCCAAGCCUCGUCGCAGUCUCCUCCGCCCACGCCACCCACACGGCGGGAUCUGUGGCAGCGCAAGCGUCUGUGCACACUCCCCUGCAAACCCCGCCGCUGGUUCCGUCCUCGUCCCGCACAUCCUCGGCGAUGCGCCGUCAGCCGUCGGCGCAGUCACCGACGCCGCACGUUGCCGCAAGGGCACCAGCAGCAGGGACGGCAGCAUCCUUCGCCCCAUCUGACACGACACCCCCAAGGGUGAUUAUCAGCUCACAGCACACACCUCUCUCUCCGGCAGUCGCACCGGGCCUCGGGCGCAGCGGAGCUGCCGUGCCGUCGUCCUCCGCGUCCGCUGCCGGCGCCACCAGCCUUGCCGCGAUGGACCCGGCGGAUAUCAUUCGCGCCGCCAUCCGCUCUGCCGUGCAGGAAAUCGUCGAGGCGCAGCAACGGACCCAAACACUGCAGGAUCGCGCCGAGCAGAACGUCGAGCUCAGCGAGCGCCGCUAUCACCGCCGCCAAAGCGAUCGCCUGCGUGCCGAACGCGACGUCGCGGUCAUCGAGUCCUCUUACGCUGCGAGUGAAGUGGACGAGAGCGAGGCGCGGCACCAGCGCCGGUGGGCAUGGUCCCAGCAACCGCAGCAGCGGACCCGGCACCGCCAGCCGGUGCGCGGCGACGAGCGCGACAGCCGCAUCGCGGCCUCGCGCAUGUCAGAGGAGCGCCUGCAGUCGGCUCGCUCCUCUCGAGGCGACUACGCACAAGAGGUGAGCGAAAGCCCGUGGACGCGCAGCUCGUCCUCGCCUGCAUUACACCUGUCACCGGCAGGCGCACCACUGUCAACCGCAGCCCCUGUCGCCGCAGCCCGCUCGGUAAGCAGCAACACGUUGCCCAGCACGUCGUCUGUGUACUUCGACAACAGCUACCGGCCCUCGGCGGCCGCACUCGGGGCGGCGCACCAGCGUUACGGGCGCAACGGGUGCGAUUACGCCGCCGUCCCGCAGCAGCAGCAGCAGCGCCUGGCAUCCUUUGCGCCAUACAGCUCGGCGUCUCGAGUUCUCUUCGCACCUCGUGUGGUGCAUCAGGCCCGCGAGGCGUGGGCUGCCGAGGACGGCGAGUUCAGCUACGCACAGCGCAUGCAUCUCGGGGUCGGUGCGCACGCCUACUCGCACGUCGCCUUUCAGCAGCAACAGCGGUACGCCACUGGAGCCCCUCAGCCUCUUCCUCGACAGCCGCUUCUUCAGACCGUCGGCGUCACCGCGGCAGUCCCUUCCGUGGCGCACGCCUACAACGAGCCAGAGCCGCUCCCGCCAGCGCCGGCGGCGAUGGAAUACUCGCCGCCGCCUCGCCGUAGCACCACACGCGCCGCAGCAGAGGCGGUGCCACAGCAACAGCAUCAGCCCGCAGGUGCAGACUCUAACGUGGAUUGUGGUGGCGGCAUCGGCGCACUUCCGGAGCCAAGCCGCAUGUGUCCACGCUGCUACCGCACAGACACCACCUCCCCAUGCUGGCGUUGCGGCGAGAUGAUCUGCAGGCACUGCGGGUUACCGCCCGGCUCAGCGCGGAAGCUGUGCUGCACCGCGCACCACCGCGCGCAGCUGCGUGAAUUUACGCGGCGCAAGACCUACGAGAGCGGCAAGGCGGCCACCGCCGUCGGAGCUGGCAAGGUGCCGUCGCCCCCGCCGCCUCAGCAGCAGCAACAGCGUCUUCGCGGAGAGCAGCAGGUGCAGACUUCCUUUGCUUCCUCAACAGCCAGCGCUCGAACCCACGAUGCUGCGCACUUUGCAGAUGAGCCGGCAGUCCGGCUCGACGUGGGCACGUCACCGCUCACAAGCAUGUCGCCACCGCCCAUGAUAUCCCCGUCGGCGUACCGGGUACCGGAGCAGCGUGAGCGGCAGCAACAGCUACCACAAGCGCAGCCACACUACCCUACUGGUUACCAAGCCUUCACGAUGGCGGGGCCGGCGGCACCGCCACAGCAGCCAAUAUAUUCGCCAGGCUACCAUCCAGCCGCAGCGGCGUACCCCUACGCGUACUCACACCCAACGCCGCAGCCGCAUCAGUUGCCGCCCCACCAGCUGCCAUUCUACGCCGACAGCGAGAGACCCCAUACGAUGCGGCCACCGCUGGACCCGUAUGUGCAGCCAUUCGGCCAGCCGCAGCCCUAUGCUCCAUUCGGUUACUCGGUUCGUGCCGCGACGGCUGCGCUGGGGAGCGCUACGACUGCCGCUGACUUUGCAGCACCUAUCACUGUGCCCGAGGCGCAGCGACAGCAGGGGACGGCAGUCGUGGCAGCAGAGGCUUUGGCAGCACAUGAACUGUCUCCGCCCGCGAGCCGAGCGGCGGCUUUCAGUGUCGUCGCCAUGCCUCAUGCUUUGCCUGCAGGGCUAACCCAGUCACCGCCACCACCCUCGGCACUGCCUCCGUCGCAGCAGGAAGAAGCACGUGAGGUCAUGGCUCUUCGUGACGCUGAGGGCGGCGCCAUGGCUGAGGCAACGGCACCCGCAGCGGCAGCUGUGAAUGGCACACCGGAUGCGCAAGUGCAGCGGCAUCCGCCUGCGUCGACGCGGGACCAUGAGGACCGCGCAAAUGUGGAGGCGAAGCAGCCAGCGGCGGCUGAAAACCUUACCUUGCCGAACGCGACCGUAGCUGCAGCUGUAGCCGGAUCGGCGGCAGCAGACGCAAGUCUGCCCGGUAGCGCACCGGAGAAGCAGGGCGGUACGACUACACACGGGGAUGCUGGGUCGACCCCGGAUGGCGGCGCGGCGGCGGCGGCGGCGGUUCUUGAGGAGCCCAAGACGGAGCGAAAGAAGACAUUCCCGGCAUUUUUCGUGUCGCUCGGCGACGGCGGCGACGCUGCGGAGCCGCGCCGGCCGAAGCCUCCGACGCCGCGGAACUUUGUGCCAAGCCAGUUGGUGCCGCCGCCGCCGCCGAGGAAGCAGCAGCGGAGGACCUUACCGUAUGGUAUGCUACUCACGUCGCAGAACCGCAAUGGUUGGCAGUCGGCGCAUCGCCAGCAUCAGUCCCGCAAACUCUCUCCGCUUCACGCCCACGAAAUGAACUGCGCACGUAAUAGUCGCAAGAGCGUCAGCCCCUGUCGUGGCUUUGGGGCGCAGCGCCGCCAGCGGCACACGUCCCCCAGCCCGUACGAGCAAGCCCCAAAGGUCAGCGGCGCAAGAGAUGGACCGAGGAAGACGCCGUCCCACCCGCCAUCGAAGCAGCCGCAGCGGCCGCAUGUCCAUGCUAACGACACGGUAGCCUCCAUGACGAAGUCCAUUAAGUCCUACAUCAAGUCCCUCUCUCCCAUGGUUGUGGUGGAUGAGUCCGGCGCUGCGGUCGUGUACGAGGACGUACACAAGGUGGAGUCGAACAACCCCUGGAUGCAGCAGCAGCCGCAGCAGCGACCACAGGAGUGGAGCGCCACCGCCACCCCAGCUGCCCAUGACAUCUACCUCCGUAGCGGCGGCGUCAGAGGCGUUGUGGCCGAAGCAGAGCGCAACCACCCUGAGUCGAGCCAUGAUCAGAGCAAGGCGGGCCUCUAUUACGUCGACGCACCAUCGCAACCGCAUGAUUCCUUGUCGCACCAGCACCAGCACCAGCGCUCGUCCCACAGUGACUCCUACUACCCGUACUUCACGUCCUCCGGUGCGACAAGUGAGACGCAGUCUCAGCCUCCUCAGCAACAGCUGCAGCAGCACCUGUACGCGCCACCACAGUCGCACAUACCAGCUCAAACCUCCUAUGCUGCCCCGUUCGUGGAUCGCCGUGUGCCGACGCUUGCAGAGCUCGAGAAACGCCUGCAGCAGCUGCGGAUCGUGGACGAGUACGAGGCUGCUCAGUACCAUCGGCGUCAAGCGCAGCACGCGCACCACCAACAGCAGCAGCGCAUUCACGUGCUUCUUCACACCCCCGGAGCAGUGGCUGUGGGCGGCAACACCGGGGCGUUCGUGACGGCAUCCUCGUGUGCCGCUCGUGAACUAGUACAGCCGCAACAGCGACGCCACAACAGCGCAACAGGGGGGCACCCGCAGCAGCGCACAGUGUCGCCGCCGUGGCGAACGGACCUUAACUCGAGUCCGGUGCGACCGCGGUGGGACAUCAGUCAGCCUCGCUCACCCAUCUAUCACCCGGCGCCAGCAACGAUGACUGGAAAUUGA